GCGGAAGCGAACUCUAGUAGGGUACGGCUCCAAGCGCCGGCUGGUGGCAGAGAUCAUAAUGUUGAUGUUCAUGAUGUUCAUGCUGAAAACACAUCGACCAACAACAAUAGACUAGAAGAGCAAGAGUUCCGUUCAAACGCAGGUUUUGCUGAUGAUACACACGACGUUGAUGCGAAUAUCGAGAGCAGGAACCAAGAAGCUUUCGUCGAUCCGGGACCUACUGAACGACUGGUCGAGCACACUACAUGUGGAAUUUUAGCCACGUUGUUGCAGGACACGACUUCUUCUCCCGAUCAUCAUGCUUCUCUCUUUGGAAGUCUGGAUCUUGGCGACCCAGGUGAUGUGCGUUCUGGUGCUCGAGUGCGGCUUGGCGGGCACGAAGAGUUUUCGCUUGAAGAUGAUACCGCGGACAUUGAAAAGGUCGCUUUCGCGAGCAAGGAAGAAGAAGUGUUGCGGGAGAAGAUGAAAAUAAGCGCUACAGCAAGUACGAAAGCACGACGUCUAAGUCAACACCUACUGAAUUUGCACAAACAGAAGACGCUAAAAUUGCCGCACAGUGGUGAACGACAACGACAAGAACUGCCGAACGCAGAUAUUCAUCAAGAAAGUGAAGAAGAAGCAGAUGGGCAGGACCACGUACAACGACAAAACCAUGCUGAGGGUCCCCCACUUCAUCUGAUUUCUGUUGAGACGAAAGCAGAUGUUGCAAGGGCACCAGAUGUGGUUGACGGCAUCCACAAGGAGCUCUCCAAAACCGGCGACGACAAGAACCGUGAAGACGACAAGAACCGUGAGAGGGGCAACAGCGCAGUGACCCCGAACCUGGUUGCUGGGGCAAGCAGUGCGGCUCCGAGAGACAGCAUCGCUAUACCCGGAGCAAGUCCGCCAAAUCGGCGCAUAUCGCUAGCCUCAUCGUCCGGGGAUCGCAGGGGCUCAGUGGCGGGCAGCGAUACUAGACGAGCGUCAGUAAGCGAGCGGCGAGGGUCGAUUACUGAGAGACGCAGUUCGGUUCAAGACUUACUGCGGGACUUUCAAUUUAAUGCAGCUGGCAGUGAUGCCGCAUCGUCGAGCGACCGACGCGGGUCAUUGCGGAGUGCAUCUCUGUAUCAAGACGCGUUACAGAAACGACGAGGAAGCUCCAAUCUGCUGGUACUUGGCAAUUUUGAGUAUGGAGCAGUUGUUGUUUCUGCGGGGAUAUUGACGUAUUUUCUUAGACGUGUCCACGAUCUCGUACUCGUUAUUUAAAAUCUUCAAACUCAGUGAUGAAUCUCAAUCUCUCCAGGCAGUUGGCGUUCCAGGCGACGCGUCGUCUUUUCUAAGUGCGCCUCAAGGAAGGCAACGCAGUCGCUCUUUCGCCUUACCAGCUGAAAAGGACCGCCUUGGGAUUCCCGAAGGACUACCUUUCCCAGUGAAAGGAGAAAAGCGCCUCUCUGUUGGAGCUGCUGCGACGAGUUCUUGUGGGAAGCAUCUUCUAACUAAGACUACUGAAAGUUCUUCAGUCAUGGAGUCACGAGGUGGCGUUGGGCCUUCAUGCGAUCGUCAGCCUGCAGGAACGGGAUUGAGUUCUGAAGCUGUUGAUCCCAACGAUCCACACCCAUCUUCGAUGUCGUCCUUACGGUCACAACUAGUGGACGAUCCACCAGGUCGUGAGCAGAGUUCUUCCACCGGUGCGGCACACCCAUCUUCUGACCUUCAACCUGGCGAGCAAGAAGUAAAUUCCCGUCUUCUACUUCGUGAAAAAGAUCAUGAUCAUACUGGAACUGGACUAGAAGCACAUGCUGUAGCAGCUCCAGUAGAAGCACAUGAACUCGAAUCCCCUGAACCAGCACCAGCACAUAAUUCGUUUUCAACAGCUUCCAAUCUAAAGCUUGGCAAGACCGUGUCCAUCGGUGGCGCCGUGUACAGACAGGACACCGAGAAGACCGAAGACCGACACCGAGAAGACCGAUUGCAGUCGCAGGCAUCGAUGCGACUCGAUCACCGGUUCAAAGAUCAGAAGAACGCGAGUGUAUUUAAGGGUAGGUUAAAGGUGCUUUUCUUACCGCUUUUUAUGCCUCUCUCCCUUAGGAUGAGAAAGGCAUAACAAGCGGGGAAAGCGAGCACCAAAAACCUACCUCUAACGUAUCUGAAGAGCAUCAACUACAUGAUGCAACAGCAAGAACUGGCGUCGAUGGUGAAAGUACACGUGAGGAUUAAGGGCUUCCACCACAUUGCAUCCUUCACUACCAUCCUUGGCCAAUAGCACUUAGUCAUGUGGAAUACAUAGAUCAAGGAUGGUCUGAAGAAUGCAACUCGGCAACCUGUAAGAGGAGGGCAGCGAGCACUGGUUGCGAACAAAGGCAGUAUACACUCAUGCUGUUGACGAGGAGCUGGAGCGCAUGGAGACUGAAUAUUCUCGAGCACUGGUGCGCAGCCCAGAUCGCCGAAGAGUGACAACAACGACGAAAGGCAUUGGAGGCGGGGUGAGCAGUUUUUAUGAGAAUUGGAAAUAAUAAAUAGUUGUUGUGUCCUUAGGAGCUUAUUUUUGUUCCACUUCCAUGUGAGUGUGUCGCGCGUCUAUGAGUUGCUUCCACGAGUGUUUUUGGGACGAGAUCAAGAUGAAUCAUCAUCAUGAUGAAUCAAUUACGCCUCCUUCUAAUAAAGCAGCAACAAUAUUAAACGGGCUCCCGAGCAGCUCAAUGGCACCAGAAGUAGUCGGCAGCGUGGAGCCCUUCGUGGUGCGGGUCCCGUCGGGUCCUACGCCUCUCCUCCUGAUUCGCCAACCGUCCAAUCACGCGAGAACAAAUAUGUGGCUAAUGUGUCUCCUGAUAUACAUUCGAAAUUUUUGCGGCUCUCGUGCGUAAAGUACUGUGAAGACCCCAGAAUGAUGAUGGCACCAGACACGACAGCGUUGUUGAUUAAGGCUUCCCCUGAUGCAGCUUGGGAAGCAUCCUGACGAGACUUUUGAAGGGGAAAAGACACCCAGGAUGCAUCUCGAGAUGGAGUAGGGUGAGGUCCGUCUAAACUGAGCAGCAACUUUUACAACAUGACUUCUUCUGGCACCACAGGUAAUGGCCAUAUGCUUGGUGCUCCCGCUGUUGGCGGACUCGGUUCUGUGCAGAAUCCCAACGCAGGACACCAAGAAUUGUUGCACAUAGGCGAAAACGACGUAGUGUUAUGGCUACCGCUGAAGAAUCCUUACCUACAUCAUCCUUGUUUCUGUUUCUUCUUGAAAAAGAAGCCAACAGGCAUGCUCUCAGGGAUUCGAACGCUGUAGCGCCACCUCUAAUAGGACACGAGGCCGAAGACAGCCACGAUGGUCAAGACCUCGAGGAACUUCCGCUUGGGUGCUCCGCAGGCUCAUUCCUCAGUCACUCGAAUAACGAAGAUGGGGAUCCAUGACGAGUCUCAGACUGAAGUACAAAGUCAGUAAAUGGCAUUUGUAGAUCAGAAAAGCAUUUGUGGACUAGAAAUAAAACCAUCUACUCUGAUAUUUUUUGUAACUGUCACGUUGAACUCGAAUAAGAAAAACUCAACCGUUAAUGAAAAACUUAAUGUUUCGGGAUCAUCGAGUCCGAUUUCACAGCGAACUUCGUUUUCAUGCAUCAAUCCAAAUCCAUCCUAAACCUAGCUUCGAAUUUGUCAGAGUUGCUUCUGGCAUCGAUUGAAAUUGAACAGUGUAACUCUUAGUGCGCCUGCUUGUGCGGUCAAAUUCAGUCAAAGCAUCGUUCGAACAAUAGGCGCCUUGGGAAGCAUUCAGUGUCAGACUUCUAUUGUUUAUGCACAGACUUGAGGCUAGUAGCCGUAUGCAUCAAAGAAAUUGCAAUCCACGAAUGGGAAAACGCAAAUGCGUUCCUUACUUUUUGUGAAAAGUUUCAUGAGAAAUGAAUGCAGUUUCCGGAUAAUAUAUUUUGACGCUGACGAUAAUGGAAGCAUGGAACCAUUAUUGAGGUGAGUCAACGAAGGCCUCCAGAG
Messenger RNA from Amoebophrya sp. A25, 3954 nucleotides. Lineage: Eukaryota; Dinophyceae; Syndiniales; Amoebophryaceae. The record is from the annotation of a GenBank genome assembly.